Elephantulus edwardii (Cape elephant shrew) is the source of this 558-nucleotide messenger RNA. It is a transcript of the gene GINS2, whose product is annotated as GINS complex subunit 2 (Psf2 homolog). Gene Ontology annotation, cellular component: GINS complex; nucleus. Gene Ontology annotation, biological process: double-strand break repair via break-induced replication; DNA replication. NCBI's taxonomy places the organism in Eukaryota, Metazoa, Chordata, Mammalia, Macroscelidea, Macroscelididae. Bases 1 to 558 code for a protein of 185 amino acids. The record is from RefSeq and is a predicted model, not a curated record. The transcript has 5 exons.
AUGGACGCCGCCGAGGUGGAGUUUCUGGCCGAGAAAGAGCUCGUGACCAUUAUCCCUAACUUCAGCCUGGACAAGAUUUACCUCAUUGGGGGCGACCUGGGGCCGUUCAACCCCGGGCUCCCGGUGCAGGUGCCCGUGUGGCUGGCGGUCAACCUGAAGCAGAGACAGAAGUGCCGCCUGAUGCCCCCGGAGUGGAUGGACGUGGAGAAGUUGGAGGAGAUGAGAGAUCAUGAACGGAAGGAGGAAACCUUCACCCCGAUGCCCAGCCUGCACUACAUGGAGCUCACCAAACUCCUGUUAAAUCAUGCUUCAGACAACAUUCCCAAGGCAGAUGAGAUCCGCACCCUGAUCAAGGACAUGUGGGACACGCGGGUAGCGAAGCUCCGGGUCUCUGCCGACAGCUUUGUGAAGCAGCAGGAGGCACACGCCAAGUUGGACAACCUGACCUUGAUGGAGAUCACCACCAGUGGGGCCUUCCUCACCCAGGCCCUGGACCGAAUGUACAAGCUCCGCACCCACCUCCAGCCCCUGGACAGCACCCAGUCCCAGGAGUUCUAG